UCUCUCUCUCUCUCUCUCUCUCAGAGAGCUCAUUUCUGCAGCUGCAUUGUAGAAAGCCUCAUGUCUGCCACUUCCAGCGCAAUUUCAUGUCGGUUUUCCAUCCGAUAUUUCUCGUUUUUAUGUGUGACCUUAUAGCUACACUAGUUGCAUAAUCUUUCCAAAUACAGUCAAGGCAUGUCAAAAGAUAUGCAUGUAUUAAUGAAAAAGUGGAAAAGAGAGUCAUUACCCGUGUCACCAGCCAACAUCUCCGCUAUAUAAACUCUCCCAAGAGACUAAACCCCAUAGAAAUAUAACGGACUCCACUGUGCACUUGAGAAAUUCAAACCUACAGAAUGUCAUUUUCCUGCACAAAAUAUUUCUUUCAACGAUUUUGUGUCGACGAGUUCCAUAUGAAUACGGGUAGCCAAAGUGGCUUCUUCUCUAGCGAUCUCCUCCCAUCCCUUGGAGCCAGAAUCAACCAAGCAACAAAACUUCGAAGAUACAUAAUUUCUCCAUUCAAUCCCCGUUACAGGGCAUGGGAGAUGUUUCUAGUUGUGUUGGUCAUAUACUCAGCAUGGAUCUGCCCAUUUGAGUUUGCAUUUCUCACGUACAAGCAAGAAGAUGCGCUUUUCAUCAUUGACAACCUUGUCAACAGCUUCUUUGCCAUUGAUAUUAUGCUCACCUUCUUUGUGGCAUAUCUUGACAGCCAAUCUUAUCUUCUUGUUGAUGAACCCAGGAAAAUAGCAAUAAGGUCAACAACCAUUAUUUCAUCAUAUUCUUCCUCCGAAUUGUUAUAAAUGACAAGUUCCUUUUUGAGAGAUUAAUCACCAAACUUCCUUCAUCUAAUCCUAUCAUGCUAUAGGUACAUAUCAACCUGGUUUAUUUUCGAUGUCUGCUCAACCGUGCCAUUGCAAUCUAUUAGCCUCCUCUUCACAGAUCAAAGCAGUGGAAUCGGUUUUAAGUUACUCAACAUGCUCAGACUCUGGCGCCUCAGGCGAGUCAGCUCCCUGUUUGCAAGACUUGAGAAGGACAUCCGAUUCAACUAUUUCUGGACUCGGUGCACAAAGCUGAUCUCUGUAAGCCAAUAAGAACUUUAUUAGUGUCCACUUGAAAGCCCUUAUCUAGAUCCUGGGGAAUAUUACCCAUUGAAAUUAUGCAUUCCUUGCCCUUUUUGGUUUGAAAUCAGGUAACCCUGUUUGCAGUACACUGUGCUGGAUGUCUCAACUAUCUGAUUGCAGAUAGAUAUCCAGAUCCAACUAGAACCUGGAUAGGAGCCGUAUACCCAAAUUUCAAAAGACAAAGCCUCUGGAAUAGAUAUGUAACUGCAAUUUACUUCUCUAUUGUAACACUAACUACAACUGGCUACGGGGACUUGCAUGCUGAGAAUCCUAGAGAGAUGCUGUUUGCCAUCUUUUACCUGCUUUUCAACUUGGGGUUGACAUCUUACCUCAUUGGGAACAUGACAAACCUUGUAGUUCACUGGACAAGCCGUACCAGGACUUUUAGGGAGACAGUCAGAGCUGCUUCAGAAUUUGCAAAACGAAAUCAGUUGCCCUCACAUGUACAGGGUCAAAUAUUGGCACACAUAUGCCUCAAGUUCAAAACAGAAGAAUUGAAACAGCAAGAGACCCUGAAUAUUCUGCCAAAGGCAAUUCGUUCGAGCAUUGCGUACUAUCUCUUCUUUCCGAUCAUUCAAAAAACCCGCCUUUUCCAAGGGGUUUCUCAUGACUUUCUUUUCCAACUGGUUUCAGAAAUAGAAGCUGAGUAUUUCCCACCAAAGGAAGAUGUGAUUCUACAAAAUGAGGCCCCAGCAGAAAUGUACAUAGUGGUCUCUGGAGCAGCAGAGUUGAUUGCACAUAUUAAUGGACACGAUCAAGUCCUGGGGAAGGCUGUUGCAGGAGAAAUGUUUGGGGAAAUAGGGGUUUUAUGCCAUAGACCCCAGCCAUUCACGGUUCGGACUAUCGACAUUUGUCAAAUACUACGGUUGAACAGGACUACAUUGAUGAAUGGUAUUCAGACAAAUGCACAGGAUGGUUGCAUCAUUAUGAACAAUCUUUUCCUGAAACUGAAAGAACUGGAAAGCUUUGGCUUAGGCCAACACAUAGAUCCAGGCUCGAUCCUCAGUGAAUGUCUUGAUGACGGAACGAAAGGAGAAAGCUGUUCUCAUGCUGGAGAUCCACUGAUACAGGAAGCAAGGGUUGUAGAUAUACUUGAUUCAGAAGCAGCAGACAAGAAAGACACAGGAAAAGCUUGUAAAUCUAACACAUGUGGUAUUGAUAUGAAUUCAACAGCAGAGGAUAACAAAACAGCUCUUCAUGCUGCCAUUCUUGAGGGGCAUGUUGGAACUGUCAGGAAUCUACUGGAAGAAGGACUAAAUGCAAAAGGGUGGAAACCAAAUAUUCUCGCAGAACAGGGAGGAAGCAAAAGUACAUAUGAUGUUUUACCAAGCUACAAAAAUAUAGGGAUAUUAAGUGAGCACAAAGUGGAUCUUAUCGAACCACAAACAGCUGAAAACAACAGGAAUGGACAAUUCAAACACAUAGGAAAUGGGACCACUAAUUUUUCUGAUUCUUACCUUAGAAACCCAACAUUCUUCAGCUCAAAUGGUUCUAGCUGUCCCACUGAUGCAGGAGUAAAAAGAUCUCUCAAGAGAAGAAUCAUCAUUCACAUGGAGUUUCAAAACAAGAGUAAGUCACAAAAGCAGCUUGGGAAGCUAAUAAUCCUACCUGAUUCACUUGAAGAACUGUUGAUGGUUGCAGGUCAAAAGUUUGGGGGCUACAAUUUUACAAAAGUAGUGAAUUCGGAGAAUGCAGAAAUAGAUGACAUAAGUGUCAUUCGAGAUGGGGACCAUCUGUUUCUUCUUGCAAAUGAGGGUGAAAUUAGAGAUUGUAAUGUAACGAAAUGAUUAUUGAAAUGCUAUACUGCACACAUGCAGAGAGCUUGAAGCUUAAGCAACUGUAUAUAGUUACAGAUUCUGACAAAGUUGGCUAAUAAUUUAAAUUCUCUCCAGAUGGGUAAUAUUUGGGGGGGGGGGGGGGGGGGCUAAAAAAGUCUAUUACUGAUUACCCUUAAAUCAUUACAGCAGGAAAAGCUCCACUAAUUGCUCGAUUCUAUAGCUAUGGAGGGGGGUAAACAUCUCGUAAAAUUGCACUGAUCUAAUGGGCCUAAAAAAUAAGGACUUCCAAAAAAUUCUCUCUCCGUUGGGUUCUCCCAGUGUGACAAAACGGGUGUCGGCCAAGCCACUGAUGCAUUGGAGAAGAAAGCAAUCAAGUAGAGAGCCACCUCUAAAAUCUGCCAACAUCAUAGCCAGGCGUCUAUUACUUCCAGUUGCAACAAUGG
Messenger RNA from Ilex paraguariensis (yerba mate), 3318 nucleotides. Lineage: Eukaryota; Viridiplantae; Streptophyta; Magnoliopsida; Aquifoliales; Aquifoliaceae. The record is from the annotation of a GenBank genome assembly.